Messenger RNA from Cavia porcellus (domestic guinea pig), 2666 nucleotides. RefSeq names its product solute carrier family 39 member 12 (gene Slc39a12). The coding region runs from base 137 to 2242 and encodes 701 amino acids. The transcript has 13 exons. NCBI's taxonomy places the organism in Eukaryota, Metazoa, Chordata, Mammalia, Rodentia, Caviidae. Gene Ontology annotation, biological process: intracellular monoatomic cation homeostasis; zinc ion import across plasma membrane. Gene Ontology annotation, cellular component: plasma membrane. The record is from RefSeq and is a predicted model, not a curated record. Gene Ontology annotation, molecular function: monoatomic cation:bicarbonate symporter activity; zinc ion transmembrane transporter activity.
AAAACGUCUCUGGCUUGAAAUAAUCCCCUUCAGCUCCCAGCACACAGUCAAAGAAUUUUAAAAACAGAGGACUUUGAAACCAUGAAAUACUCUCCGAGAUUUCAAAAGCUGUGGUGCUCCAGAUAAAAAAUCAUUUAUGUUUCUUAAGACUCAAGGUAAAGGAAGAGCGGAAAUGUGCCUCUGGACCAAGCUUUCAGUGUAUGGGGUGCCUUUGUUCCUUCUACUCAGCCUUGCGUCCUGUACUGAGACGGACAAAUCUUCAACCCAGGACAGCAGCAACCCGGGGAGUCCAGGCCAACUGGCAGAAAUACUGCAACUUCUCGCUGCUGGUGAUCAUCCACCCCUCAACCACUCCAGGAGCCUCAUCAGAACCCUGCUGGAGAAGACUGGGUGCCCACGGACACACGGAACGCGGGGAGACUGCCACCUGUGUUUUGAACCAGAUGCACUGAUACUAAUAGCUGGAGGAGAUCUCGAAGAGCAGCUUCAAGAGGAGGUCAUCCAGAGGGUGUCUCUUCUCCUCCUUUAUUACAUCAUUCAUCAGGAAGAUAUCUGCUCUUCAAAGCUCAACAUGAGUAAUAAAGAAUAUAAAUUUUACUUACGCAGCCUGUUGAGCCUCCGGCAGGAUGAAGACUCCUACUUCCUCUCACAGAAUGAGACAGAAGAUAUCUUGGCUUUCACUAGGCAGUACUUUGACACUUCCAGGAGCCAGUGCAUGGAAACCAAAAUGCUGCAGAAGAAAUCCGGAAUCCUGAGCAGUGAUGGUGCUGAUGAAAACACCCUUCCUCAGCUGGCAGCGAGCAUCAUUGCUCUGUCCCUCCAAGGUGUUUGUUUGGGACGAAGAAACUUGCCUUCCCCAGACUAUUUUACUGAAUAUAUUUUCCGUUUCUUGAAUAGUACAAAUAAUCUCCACCUAUCAGAACUGGACCAGCUCCUCAAUAUUCUUUGGACCAAAAGCACCUGUAAUAAAAAGGAUGAAAACCAUCAACCUCAAAGGAAACAAGACAACAUAAAAACCCAUGAUUGGGACUACUCUAACCUUUCUAUAUCUAUGGACGAAGAGUUAGAUGAUGGCCCAGUGUCCUGGGAGCAGACUUGCUUCUCUGCUAAGCAGCUGGGAGAGAUAUUUUUACAAGAUAGCCUUUCACCCAUUUCUAAGGAGGACUUCAAGCACCUAAGUCCAGGGAUCAUCCAGCAGCUCCUCAGCUGCUCUUGCCAGCCGUCCAUGGACCAACAAGCACUACCACCUACCACUCUAGAGAAAUAUGGCUACAGCACAGGAGCUGUGAUGCUUCUCACACUGGGCUCCAUGCUCGGGACGGCGUUGGUCCUUUUCCACAGCUGUGAGGAGAACUAUAGUCUCAUCCUACAGCUCUUCGUGGGCUUGGCUGUGGGGACCCUCUCAGGGGAUGCUCUGCUCCACCUCAUCCCUCAGGUUCUUGAUUUACACAGGCAGGAAUCACUAGAGUUUGGACAUUUCCAUGAAAGCAAAGGUCAUAUCUGGAAGCUGUUGGGAUUAAUUGGAGGCAUUCAUGGAUUUUUCUUGAUAGAAAAAUGUUUUAUUCUUCUUGUAUCACCAAAUGCCAAGCAGGGCCUGUCACUGAUUAAUGGGCAUGUGGGACAUCCCCACCAUCCUGCACUUAACCCUGAAUUAGAUGACCAGUCAGGCAGAGGCAAGUCUGCUUCAACUAUCCAGCUGAAAGGCCCAGAAGAUUCACAAGCAGCUGAAAUUUCUGUAGCCAGUAUGACAACCUCCAAUAGAAAAUGCAAAACCAUUAGCUUAUUAGCAGUAAUGAUACUGGUUGGGGACAGCCUGCAUAAUUUUGCAGAUGGCCUAGUGUUGGGAGCAGCCUUCUCAUCCUCAUCUGAAUCAGGAGUGACCACAACAAUUGCUAUCUUGUGUCAUGAAAUUCCACAUGAAAUGGGAGACUUUGCUGUGCUCUUAAGCUCUGGGCUCUCUGUGAAGACUGCCAUCCUGAUGAAUUUUAUAAGUGCUCUGACUGCCUUCAUAGGCCUGUACAUUGGCCUGUCGGUAUCUGCUGAUCCCUGUGUCCAGGACUGGAUAUUAACAGUCACUGCGGGCAUGUUCUUAUAUUUAUCCUUGGUGGAAAUGCUUCCUGAAAUGACUCAUGUUCAAACACGACGACCCUGGAUGAUGUUUCUGCUGCAGAACAUUGGUUUGAUCCUAGGUUGGCUUUCUCUCUUACUCUUGGCUAUAUAUGAACAAAAUAUUAAAAUAUAAAUUAAGAUCCUUGGAAUCCUUCAAAAGUAAAUUUGUAGGGCAUUGUUUCCUUUCUUUAUUGUACUCUACGAUGAUUAGUAAGCUAAGUAUUUUUAUCUUAGGCAAAGAGUAUGUCCUAGUUCAUUAACAUUAAUUUUAUAAUGCCCUUUUGUUUUGGGAGAAUAUGUAAAGGUCAGACUGUCCUUCGUGGAAAUUUUGUUUGUUUCCAACACUGUAAUGGAACUGCUUUGCUUUUGUCCUUUUUUUAGUAAUCAUAAAAAACUUUAAAAAUAGUUUCUCUAAGAAAGAAUGUAGCAUUUGAAAUAGAAAAAUGUCUGUUGGGAUAAAAUCAGGUGCAACUGUUUUGAUGUCAAUCAGUGCGUAUUUUCUGUGAAAUUAUAAACCCCUAGCAAACUAAAUUAUAAAUAAAUGUAAUAAAGUCUAA